Molecule: messenger RNA, 6120 nt
Organism: Syngnathoides biaculeatus (alligator pipefish)
Lineage: Eukaryota; Metazoa; Chordata; Actinopteri; Syngnathiformes; Syngnathidae
Gene: tjp2a
Product: tight junction protein 2a (zona occludens 2)
Exons: 26
Coding region: 406-4062 (1218 amino acids)
Biological process (GO): cell-cell adhesion; establishment of endothelial intestinal barrier; protein localization to cell-cell junction
Cellular component (GO): bicellular tight junction; plasma membrane
Molecular function (GO): cell adhesion molecule binding
Source: RefSeq, a predicted model, not a curated record
UUCAGAAAAUGUAAUCUUUCGGAUGAGUUUGAAAAAACUGAAUCAAAAUUAACUGAAUCAGAAACUGUGUCAGUUGAGAACUUUUUUCUAGCGUAUUUGACCAAAAUGAAGGACUCAUCUGUGCACGACUGGAACUUCUCUGAAAAAAAAAAUCUCCGGAAACAAACACCUGCCUGCCACGGCCAAGUCACGCCCACAUACCUGUUUGAAACAGGAAGCCCAGUACGUUUGGAUUAAUCUUAUCUGGUGAUACCGAGAAAAGGACAACAAAGUUUUACCAGGGAUCAGCCUGGAUCUGACCAGACCACUACUGCUCUUUUUAAAUCCAACCGCAAGUUCUGCUGGUCCCGAGAAGCCCAUUAUUUGUAUCUUCGUCGCCUCUCUUCGCGCAGCUAUUCAGCUAUUAUGAUGAACCCGGUCAUGGAGGAGACCGUCUGGGAGCAGUACACAGUGACUUUGCAGAGGGAUCCGAAGAUGGGCUUCGGCAUUGCUGUAUCUGGAGGGCGAGACAACCCAAAUGAGGAGAGUGGCGAGAUGUCAAUUGUGGUGUCUGAUGUCCUGCAAGGAGGACCAGCUGAUGGCUUGUUGUUUGAGAAUGACAGAGUGGUGCAGGUGAACGCCAUUCCCAUGGACGGUGUCAUUCAUUCCUUUGCUGUCCAAACCCUCAGAAAGUGUGGGAAAGUUGCAAAAAUUACAGUCAAGAGACCAAGGAAGGUUCCUGUAAAUGUCCUCAAUCGUCCUGGCUCACCCGAUGACCGAGUUUUCAACAACGACUACGCUGACGACUACAACUAUGAUCAGGACCGUCGUAGCGUUUACAGCAACAGGCAGGACCACAGCCUAGAGAGGGAGCAAGGUGGCUACACGGAUUCUGGCUACCAAACCCGUGAGCGUGAUUAUGACAGGAACCAUGAUCGACGAGAACGGGGCAGAAGUGGGGAGAGAGAGCUGAACCCCGAUCAGCAGUACAGGAGAGAUGGUAGCAGAGGUCGCACUUUGGACAGAGAACAUAGCCCCGAUCGGCAUCACAGGAGCGAUCAUAGACUCAACCGCGCUUAUAGCCCAGACAGAAGAUACCGUAGCGAGCGCACGUUAGACAGAGAUCAUAGUUCUGAUCGGCGGUACCGCAGUGAGAGAGCCCUCGACCGUGACUACAGCCCAGACCAACGCUAUCAGAGCGACCGUGCACUAGAUCGCAACAACAGCCCCGACCAACGCUACAGAAGGGACAGCCAUAGCCCUGGACGCGACCAUGGGCGUAACCACAGUUUUGAGAGAGGACGAGAACGAAUUCCUAGUGACUCGAGGAAAUACGAUGAGCCUCUGAAGAGAGGUGGUAGCAGGGACCGGCUGGAGCGCUCACCAUCACCUGCCACUAUGCCCAUCCCUAUGCCACGUCCUGCUCGAGAAUUGGAGCCACUGGAGAAACCUCUGAAUGUUCUGUUGCUAAAGAACAGGCCAAGCGAAGAGUAUGGCCUUCGUCUGGGUAGUCAGCUCUUUAUCAAAGAGAUGACCAGCACAGGACUUGCCAGCAGAGAUGGAAACCUGCAAGAAGGAGACAUCAUUCUCAAGAUCAAUGGAACGGCAACUGAAAACCUGUCGCUCAGCGAUGCAGGGAAGCUGAUCGAGAAAUCUCGUGGGAAGCUCCAGCUGGUGGUCCAGAGAGACAGGCAGCAAGUGCUGAUCAGAGUCCCCCCGAUGGUUGACAGCGACUCAGAACUUGAUGAUAUAUCUGAGAUAGAGUCGUAUCGUUCCUACUCUCCACAAGAUGAAAGACGAGGCCAUCAUUCAGACCUUUCUUCCCACUCCUCCAAUGAAAGGCUGCGAGAGAAGCCAAGAGAGGACCCUCCUAAUAGGCUGGCUAAAAUGGGUGCCAUGCCAACCCCAUUUAAAGGUCUUGACCGAUCUGUGGAAGCCACGCUGGCAUUGCCUGCUGAGAGGGAGGAGCCACGGCCACAAACACCACCAACGAUCACAGUUGGCCCAAAGGUUCACGCUCCUCCCAAAGUGCCACUGAAGCCAAGCAUUGAAGACCAAGAAGUAUAUGGGCCAAAUACAUUGAUGGUCCGUUUUCAGAAAGGUGACAGUGUUGGUAUGAGGCUUGCAGGAGGGAAUGAUGUUGGCAUCUUUAUUGCGGGGGUUCAGGAAGAUAGUGCGGCUGAGCAAGAAGGUCUUCGCACUGGAGAUCAGCUGGUGAAGGUGAACAACGUGGACUUUAGGGGUAUGGUCCGUGAGGAUGCAGUCCUGUAUCUCCUGGAGAUUCCUAAAGGAGAAGAUGUGACCAUUCUUGCACAGAGCAAACCAGAAGUAUACAAAGACAUUCUAGCAUCUGGCAGAGGUGACUCAUUCUUCAUCAGGACCCACUUUGAGUAUGAGAAAGAGGCUCCUCAGAGCCUUCCUUUCACCAGAGGAGAAAUUUUCAAAGUUACUGACACACUGUAUGAUGGCAAGCUGGGCAACUGGCUGGCAGUCCGUACGAACAAAGAAAACCAGUUGCUGGAGAAGGGCAUCAUUCCCAAUAAAAGCAGAGCAGAGCAAAUGGCUAACGUCCAGAAUGCUGCACGAGCCGCAUCAGGUAAUGACAGAGGGGACUUCUGGAGGCUUCGUGGACAAAGAGCAGCCAAGAAAAAAGAUCUUCGAAAGAGUCGAGAAGAUCUGAGUGCCACACCAGUUGCCACAAGAUUCCCAGCCUAUGAGAAAGUUGUCCUGCGUGAAGCUGGCUUUAAGAGACCCGUGGUCAUAUUUGGGCCCAUUUCGGAUGCUGUGAAUGAAAAACUAGCCAAUGACAUGCCAAACGAGUUCAUCGUUGCUAAAACUGAGCCAAAGGAUGCAGGCAGUGAGAAAUCAGCUGGAGUUGUAAGAUUGAACACAAUUCGACAAAUUAUUGAACAGGACUCUCACGCACUGCUGGACGUUACUCCCAAAGCUGUUGACACCUUAAAUUACACCCAGUGGUAUCCCAUCGUCAUCUUCCUGAAUCCAGACAGCAAGCAGGGAGUCAAGACCAUGAGGAACCGCCUUCUGCCUGGGUCCACCCGGAGUGCACGCAAACAAUUUGAGCAGGCCGUUAAACUGAGAAAGACCUGUUCACACCUUUUCACUGACACCAUCGACCUCAACUCAGCCAACGAUGCAUGGUAUGGCAGCGUGAAAGACUCAAUUCGGGAGCAGCAAGACAGAGCUGUGUGGGUUUGCGAGGGCAAGUUGGAUGGUUCAGAGGAGGAUCUUGAUCUCCAUGACGAUCGAAUGUCCUACUUGUCAGCGAUGAGCGCAGACUACCUAAGCAUGGACAGCCGUCUGACCAGUGACUACGACGACACAGCCGAUGAGGGCGGGGCUUACACCGACAACGAGCUGGACGAGCCAAUGGAUGAGCCCCAGCCCGUGUCAGCCAUUAGUCGGUCAUCCGAACCUGUACUGCCUGAUGAGAAACCCCACCCUGAACCCCGGACUCGUAUGAGAAGGUCAGGCAGCAAAGAGAAGCUAAAUAGAGAGCCCAGUCCUCCCCCUGCUUUUGUCCCUGAACCUCCAAAGGUGCGUCCUCAGACUCGGACCGACUCGUCACGCAGCUAUGACUCACACUCCAGCAGCACCAUCAGCAGCGAUGCGGUGGGCGGGAACAAGCCACUGCCCCCUCCAGUGGCCCUGAAGCCCACCAUCGCCCGCCUCAGCCAGAUGACGGAUGAGCAGACCUCAGAGAAGGAGGAGGAGGACCCUGCCAACAAAUCCUUCCUGGGCAAGAUUAAAGCUUUUGAGAAGAUGGACCACCUGGCCCGAGCUCAGAGGAUCCUCGAACUGCAAGAGGCAGAAAAUGCCCGAUUGGAAAUCGCCCAGAAGCACCCAGACAUCUAUGCAGUCCCAGUCAAACUGCCCAAACCCAAUCUCAACCGUCCUCAGCCAAUAGGUUCCAGCUCCAACCCGGAGCCACAGACUCCGUCCAGGCAGCAGUACGCUGAGAGCAGAUCUCAAGACGACGACGAGACUGAGUACCGCAGGCAGCUGGCCGACCACACCAAGAGGGGGUACUACAACCCCCAGAAAUACAAGGACACUGAGUUGUAGGCAAAAAAAAAAAAAAAGUCAUGAUUCCACACUUGCUUUUGUCGUGUUUGUGAUGAAACGCACUGACCGACCGACACAGCUUCACCUCAAAAACUUCUGUGAUCUUAUGGUGUGCAUGUCCUGGGAAAUGGGAGGUUCAGAUAUCAUCACGUCAUGUUUUUCCUUUGUUAUUCAUUACUUCUCUAUUGUGUAUAUUAUUUUAUUGUUGCUCAUGUUAACGGUCAAGCAUCUGCUUUUGUAAAAUAUAUAAUAGUUUUUCCCUCAUCUAGUGUGCUUGCAAAACCUUAUUCUUUUUUUUUCCUGUUUAAAUGUCCACAAGCAUAUUGUAUGAAAUCAAAGUUAGAGAUAUUAGGUGUUUUAAUUGCUUCAUAUUGUAAAAACAAAGCUAUUGUCUUUAGUUUGUUUUAACGUUACCAUGAAAAUCAGUCCUCAUCCACGUGGUUAGAACAUGUCAAUGAUGAUUUCGUGUACCUGUACCCAAUAUAAUAUUGGAUAACACAGUUAUUGUGGGGAAACAGCACAUGUUCAAGUGCCUUGACUUCAAAGUAAUAAAUUAUGAAGUGAUAGCCGGCUGAACAUCAAAAAUGUCAAAUAUCAUCAACAAUCUCAAUAGUUUGAGUGAGAUAACUUCCCAUUUGUUUGUUUUUCACAUCUUGCUUUUGUUGCUAUGUGUCCCUUCAUCAAAGACAAAUGGAUUAAAAACAUGUAGUUUGUAGGUUCGCAAAGUUCAAUUUGCAAAGCAUGAUAAAAAAACAUUUUCUUUCUGGCGCAAGUGGAUCAAUCACUGUAUGCUGAAACAGGUUUGACCAUCUUGAGUCAAAAGUACAAUUUAGGGAGGCCCUGUAGCUCAGUGGUUAGAGCACUGGUUUGGUAAACCACGGGUUGUGGGUUCGUAUUCCACUGGGGCCUCCACUCCCUGGGAAGGGUUGCGUCAGGAAGGGCAUCCAGCGUAAAAAUUGUGCCAAACAUAUAUAUAUAUAUAUGCGUUCAUCUGAGAUGACACGCUGUGGCGACCCCGAAAGGGACAAGCCGAAAGAAACGCAGUCAAAAGUACGAUUGGAUUUCUAUUGUCUUUUCCAGCUUCUUGCAACCACUGACGAUAAUGUAGUUUUUAUAAAGCAUAGACUCUUAAGUCAACUGACUCAAUGACUUGGGGUGAAGAUAAUCAUGGUUUAAAUGUAUUUUUAGUUAGUGUUGUUGACUCUGGGGGAUUACAAAUGUUUUUUUUUUUUUGUUUUUUUUUACACGAAUCGUAUGUUAAGGUGUUUCAUUUGUGUUACUGAAAAGUUAGUAAUGUUGGAUCUCCUUUCAUAUAACAGAUUCAAAUGAAAUUCAAAUGUUUUAAAAUCUAAAAAGAGACUACAACUAGCCAGAUGGAGUUGGUGAUCACCUUCAGUUUAUUUAGCAGACAUGAACAUGCUUUGCUUGACUUGUUUAACAUUUGGGUUGCCCUGGCAACACUUAGGUCCAACAUUAUGUCGUGUACAUUCAGAUAUUACAGCUAUUUGACCAAAAAUAACAUUUGCUCUGUUUGCCGCCUACAUGUGCACAUUAAGACCAUCGAUUUUUAUCUUUGGUCUAACGUACUGUAUACCACAUCACAGGAGAACGUAGCUCAAAUGAACAAAAAUACAACAACUUCUUACGCUGUUGAUGUUUAUGUUGCUGUACACAUUAAGGCAAUUAGCGUGAUGUCAAACAGGUCGCAGUGGAAGAGUGAAAGCUGAAUGAACAGGGGGGGGGGGUGAUGAAUGUGUUGUCAGAUGUAGACUGGUUGCUCCUGUGCUGUCAGCAGGCGAUACAUGGCUGCAGGCAUCGUCUUCAUGUGGAUCUAGAACCGAGAGGGGAAACAUUUUAUUUUCUCACAAUAUGUUCAACUUAACCUCCAGAAAGUUUAAUGACUUCAACCGUAGUGGGAUGAUUUUACACGUGCUGAUGUGACCUUUGUUGAGGAGACAAAUAUUUAUGUUGCUUUAUCUUUGAGCUUACUAUUAGCAUAGAGUGUAUGUAUGAAAAUCUGUUUGAGAAUUUAUUAAAUAUCUAUGCAACUGCACUGAA